AUGUCCGGGUUCGAACAGGCUGUUUCAAGCCUAUCAGCGCUGAACUGCUGGCACAGGCUACAAACCCGACCGGACAAUGGUAACAGAAUGCGUCGUCAAGUCCAGGAGAUCCAACUCAUAUCUGUCAAAGAUCCUAGGUUUCAACAAGAAAGUCUGCCACAGCCUGAUCCGCAGCAGCAGUACAAGUUGCCGCGCCGCAAUUGA
Messenger RNA from Parastagonospora nodorum SN15, 204 nucleotides. RefSeq lists its product as hypothetical. Lineage: Eukaryota; Fungi; Ascomycota; Dothideomycetes; Pleosporales; Phaeosphaeriaceae. The coding region runs from base 1 to 204 and encodes 67 amino acids. The record is from RefSeq and is a predicted model, not a curated record. The transcript has 2 exons.